AUGGUCGACGGGUCCCAGGAACCCGGAGGAAGCGGGCAAGAGGACCAGGAGAAAGGUCUCAGCGCCCUGGAGGGAGUGGGUUUCCGAGUGGGCCAAGGACUCUCGGAGAGGCUGACAAAGGAGAUGCCGUCUUUCAAGGACGAGCUGGACGUCGUGAAGUUCCUCUGCAAGGAUCUGUGGAUCAACGUCUUCAAGAAGCAGGUUGACAAUCUGCGCACCAACCAUCAGGGAACCUACAUGCUGCAGGACAAUCAGUUCCUCCCCCUAAGCCAGCUGUCCAAUGGGAAGCAGUACCUGGAGGAGGCCCCCAAGUUUCUCGCCUUUACAUGUGGCCUUGUGAAGGGAGCUCUCUCCAACUUGGGCUUCGACAGCACGGUGACGGCCGAGGUGACGGCGAUGCCCUCCAGUAAAUUUCAAGUGGUGAUUCAGAAAUCCUGACCUGGCGCCGGUGGCUGGGAACGGGUGGAAGAGAGACGGCGGAGCAGGCGGCAGCCCUGUUUCAGUAGAGCUGGUUUCUGGGUACCGGGACGUCCUCGUUUUGCAAUAAAGCGCGUUUGAUUUUC
Molecule: messenger RNA, 563 nt
Organism: Pelodiscus sinensis (Chinese soft-shelled turtle)
Lineage: Eukaryota; Metazoa; Chordata; Testudines; Trionychidae
Source: RefSeq, a predicted model, not a curated record